Microthlaspi erraticum is the source of this 396-nucleotide messenger RNA. The record is from the annotation of a GenBank genome assembly. Lineage: Eukaryota; Viridiplantae; Streptophyta; Magnoliopsida; Brassicales; Brassicaceae.
AUGUGUAUUAACUGCUGUCGAGGAAGACUCUUCAGAAAUUUCUUAACCAACUUCGGUUCCUCGAUUGUUUCACCUAGAGCAGCUGACUUUGAUGCGAUUUCAGCUAGCUUUCCUCCAAAAUCGUCGAUGGUCUCGGUUUUUUUCAUCCUAAGACGCUUGAAUUCUGACAUCAAAGUUUGUAGCCUAGCCUCUUUCAAUCUUUAUGCCCCUACGUUUCUUGUUUUAAUGGCUUCACACACCUUUUUAGCUGUCUUCAGCUCACCGACUUGUAGAACAAUCGCUUCUGGUAUGGAUGAUGUGGAGUCAGGUUUUACCAAACUCCUAGACCUCUGCAAGUGCACAGAUCGCGGAAGUAUGGGUAUCGAACACAAGGACUGGCUAUUGAGUACACUUUGA